AUGGAGGUCGACGGCGCCGACAAUGCCUCACCAAUCGUUCGAACUAAGCCUUAUACUCUAAUUAACCAGAAAGUUGACUUGGAUAUUGGAUUCGACCAACGUAUCAAGGGCUCGACUCAAUUAACCAUCUUUCCUGAAUACACCGAUUUGAAGGCCAUUGUACUCAAUGCGCGACAAUGCCGAAUCAGAAACAUCACGGUCAAUAAAUUAAAGCCGGACAAUAUUGUCUAUGCGGAUCCAUGCGAUACGUUGAACCUCCACCUGGAUGGAUCUGUGAAUCAGCAUCAUAUCAUCGAGGAGAAGUUGCGUGGAUCUUUUCAAGCUCCUCCUGAUCCAGAACUUGUGAUCUUCUUACCUUCCGACCUGAAGAUCGUAGAGAAUCCAGAGUUUGUGGUACAAACUGCAACUGGUGUAAAAUCAUCCAAAGUGACAGGAAAUGCACAAACCGAAGCGGAAGCUGCUGAAGGAUUGGAGGAUGCGGCAGUAUCUAAAUACACGAAACUAGAAGUUCAGUUCGACUUCGUCACUAUCCACACUCGAGAUGCCUUACAUUUUUCCGUUGGACCUCCUGGAAGCGGCAGAUGGCCACAUGUUUACACUCGAGGAGGUUUCCUUCCAGGCCGAGCCUCAUGCCUAUUCCCAUGUAUCGACUCCCUGUAUUAUCGCUGUACGUGGGAGAUAUCUAUCACAGGACCACGGACGGUUGGAGAUGCACUGCGACAGAUUUCUGGUGAAUCCGCACAAGACUCGACCUCCAAAUCUGAGAUAGAGCCAUUCGAGGCCAAAGAGAUGGUAUAUGUAUGUCCUGGAGAAAUCACUGACGACGUGGUUAGUAAGAGUGAUCCUACAAAGCGAACAGUCUCUUACUCUAUCUCGCGAGAUGUGUCUGCGCAGCAUAUCGGUUUCGCGAUCGGGCCUUUUGAGGAGGUUGACCUGGCCACACUUCGAGAAGCCAAGCAAAUUGAGAUGCUAGGAGAAAACGCUGCUCCAAUUAUGGCCUAUUGUCUCCCAGGGAAGAAAGCGGAAGUAGAAUACACGUGCUUGCCUACAACGGACGCCCUUGAUCACUACGCAUCACAGUAUGCUCCAUAUCCUUAUCAAUCAUUCUCAUACUGUUUCGUGGAAGAUCAUCCUGACCGGCCUGCAUCAUUUGCUGGAUUAGUGGUCUGCAGCAGUAGAAUGCUUUAUCCUGAAUCGAUCAUCGAUCCGCAGCAAGAAGUCACGAGGUUGUUGAUACAGACAAUAACCACACAAUGGCUAGGCAUUCAGAUUGUUCCUAAACAGCCCGAAGACACCUGGGUCGUGGUUGGAUCAGCACUGUUCCUUGCAGAGCUCUUUAUGAAAGAGCUGUGUGGCAACAACGAGCAUCGCUGGCGCAUGAAAACAGUGGCAGAUCAAGUGUGCGAACUUGAUCAUGAAAGACCUUCGAUCUGGGAUAUGGGACGGAUUUUGCACGUCGAUCCAGCCGAGUACGACUUCCUCGCCCUCAAAGCGCCUCUUGUACUUUUCAUCCUCGACAACAGGAUCAAGAAAGAGCACGGCUCACAUAAGAUGGGGGCGAAUAUCGGAAAAUUCAUGAGCAGAGCUCGGAUGGAGGAUUUAAAGGACAAUCUCCUGCCAACUCAAGAGUUUUGCAAAAUGACCGAGAAGGUCUUACACGCGCCGAUUGACGACUUCGUCAACCAAUGGGUCAAAGGCGCAGGAACCCCCACAUUUACUAUCGCACAAAAAUUCAACAAGAAGAGAUUAGUGGUUGAAAUGACGAUACGACAAGGAUUAGCAGAGAAUGCGCUGGCUAAAGAAUUGGAGGCCGACAACUUCAUGCGUGAUGUUCGAGAAGAGUUCAAUGGCGUCUGGGCAAAUGAGCCACAAAAUUUGUUCACUGGACCGAUGACGAUACGGAUACACGAAGCAGAUGGCACACCCUACGAGCAUAUUGUUCAGAUCAAAGAGGCGAACCAAAAGAUUGAGGUGCCAUACAACACAAAGUACAAAAGACUGAAACGGAGCAAGAAACAGCGAGCCAAAAACGCACCUCGAGUGGAAGGUGACGAAGAGCAAGAACCGCUCUUGUAUUGCUUGGGCGAUGUGUUGCAGGAGGAUGAUGAAAUGGCAGAUUGGCAAAUCAGCGAGUGGUCGGCCGAAGAUGAGGCGCGUAUGAACACUGAAUCGUACGAAUGGAUCCGAGUAGAUGCAGACUUUGAAUGGAUUGCGAAAGUCAGUCCUUUCUUGCCGGGGCCAAUGUUUGUUUCCCAAUUGCAGCAAGACAAAGAUGUUGAUGCUCAGCUUUUUUCACUUCAGUCGAUUGGGAUGUACUCGGCCAGUCGACUGAUAUCGUCUAUUCUGGUUCGGACAAUGAUGGACAAUCGCUACUUUCAUGGGAUCCGGCGAACUGCGGCAGAACUAAUGGUCAAACACGCGUCCUCUGAGAAAGAUAUCGGAAUGAUUGGAUUGUUCCAUCUCAAGAAGGCGUACGAGACGCUGUAUUGUGUCAAAGAAGGCGACGCAAUCAUGGCGCGGCCGAAUGACUUUUCGGACCAGCUAUCUUACCGAGUACAGUGUGCCAUCCUUGAAGCAAUUUCCAGGGUCAGGGACGAACGGGGACAUGCUCCGGACGAAGUAAGGAAGUUCUUGUUUGACAAGCUAAAAUUCAACGACAACUCUCAGAACGAUUACUCGGAUGCUUACUUUGUGUUGAGUCUAUUGAAAGGAUUCACCAGUGUCAUCAUUGCUAAACCGGAGCCACCAGCUGAGGAUGACCUUAGAAUGAUGACCUUAGCCGAACAGAUUGUGUGGGGCAACAAACAGCAAGAAGAGAGGCAGGCUCUCGAUGAGAUUGACCGAUACCGACGCAUGGAUGAGUGGACCAGUUCAUACCAGAAUCUAUAUUCUCGAACAGCACUCGAGUGUCAGGCCCGAUUAUCAAGGGCGGGAAUUAGGCAUUUUACGCCAAUGCAUUUUCUGCAAUAUGCUCGACCAGGAAAUUACGACAUGCUACGAUGCACAGCAUAUGAGAUGCUUGCAGCAGAAGCUUUUCAGAUGGAUCGCUUGCUGCACAAUUUCGUGCACGGCAUGACUACGGUCGGAUCGCCCUACAUUCGACAGAGAAUGAGACAAGCAUUCGGUAAAGCGCUCGCACGGAAAGCUCUGGGGCUAGGGUCUAGGAAACCUAUCGUCGCUGCAGCACCCGAAGUACUGAACGACUUGACGGUCGAUGCUGCACCGGUAGCUGCGCCAAUAGCAGAUGCGGAACGCCGAACGAGUAUCGACGGAGCACUCAAGGCGUUAAAAGUCGAGCUAGCAGACAACUUGGUACUCAAAAAAGCACUGUGGCAAAGUCUCUGUCAUCCGGAUGCGGGAUACGAAGACGUUAGGGCAACGCUUGAAUUCUGUCAAAUGCUAUACGAGAAACAUGAAGAAGCACGGUUUGCCAUUGCAUUACCACACUACUGGCGAUGCGAGUACAUAGGCAAUGGUAAACUGACAUUCCGCCGAAGCGAUUCGGUGAGGACCAAAGCGAGGGAAGUCUGGCAACCGCAAAAGGCGACCGAUGCUGCAACACUACCACGUCCAGCAACGUCUGGUCCAAAACAGGCAGUGAAAAGCAGUGGCCUGACACUGAAGUUGACGAACAAGAAAGUAUCUGUCUCCCAUGCAAGAACGCCGCCUGUAUCAGCAACACCAACACCACCCCCGAGUCAACGUCCUUCGCAGUCCGGAUCAUUGAAGGUGAAGCUAAAAAUCGGUCGAGCAUCGAUAUCCGAACCUGACCCAGGGCAAUAG
Molecule: messenger RNA, 3783 nt
Organism: Lithohypha guttulata
Lineage: Eukaryota; Fungi; Ascomycota; Eurotiomycetes; Chaetothyriales; Trichomeriaceae
Gene: taf2
Product: Transcription initiation factor TFIID subunit 2
Exons: 1
Coding region: 1-3783 (1260 amino acids)
Biological process (GO): transcription initiation at RNA polymerase II promoter
Cellular component (GO): transcription factor TFIID complex
Molecular function (GO): transcription cis-regulatory region binding; RNA polymerase II general transcription initiation factor activity; chromatin binding
Source: RefSeq, a predicted model, not a curated record